This is a messenger RNA of Pelodiscus sinensis (Chinese soft-shelled turtle), 1156 nucleotides long. Lineage: Eukaryota; Metazoa; Chordata; Testudines; Trionychidae. The record is from RefSeq and is a predicted model, not a curated record.
GGCCCCUCUCCAAUGCGCCCACGUCCUUUCUAUAGUGGGGGGCCCAGAACUGGACACAACACUCCAGAUGUGGCCUCCCCAGCGCCGAAUGAAGGGGACUAAUGACACCUCUGGAUCUGCUGGCCAUGCUCCUCCUAAUGCCCCCCAAUAGGCCAUUAGCCUUCUUGGCUGCAAGGGCGCCUGGUUGGCUUCUGUCCAGCUUCUCGUCCACUCCCGUCCCCAGGGCCGUUUCUGUCUUCUCAUCCCCUCCCGCCUCAGUUUCCCCCAUCCCUGGUUCCUCUCCCCUGCCCGCAGUGACACCUGCAGCCGGGAGGAGCUGCUGGCCGAGGCCCGGGCCAUGGACAAGGCGCGUUUCAUCUACAUCCUGCGGCUCUUCGGCCUCUACGAGGAGGAGGAGGAGGGCUGGGCCGGCGGCCCCCGGCUGGGCAUUGUCAUGGAGUACAUGGAGUGCGGGAGUCUGGCCAGCCUGCUGGAGAGGGUCCGGCCGGUGCCCUGGGCCCUGCGCUUCCGCCUGCUCCACCAGGUGGCGCUGGGCAUGAACUACCUCCACGGGCUCCGCCCACCCCUGCUGCACCUGGACCUCAAGCCCAGCAACGUCUUGCUCAACCCGGAGCUGGACGUCCGGCUGGCGGACUUCGGGUUGUCCAAGUUCAAGCGGGGGACCACCAAGCAGAGGGCUGAGCAGUCGGAGGAGGACGACGACUACGGGGGCACCCUGGAGUACAUGCCCCCCGAAUCCUUCGUCAGCCUCAACUACCGGCCCACACCCGCCACCGAUGUCUACAGUUACGCCAUCCUCACCUGGUCUGUGCUAACUGGCGAGCAGCCCUACCCACAUCUGAACCCAAAAAUCAUGAGCUCUCUCCUCCACCUGCAUGUCCCCCGGGGCCAGAGACCCGAACUGGAGUCGCUGAAGGAAGUCACGGGUGUGGAGGGCCUGGAGACCAUGAAGGAGUUAAUGGAGCGCUGUUGGGACAACGAGAGCCAGCAACGGCCCAGCUUUAAAGAAUGCAGCGACCUCACAGAGAUGAUUGUUUCCUGCCACAAGUCUGCGUCAGGUGCAGGACGUGCUGGUGAGGCCCCGCCCCCAUCGUGGUUCCCGUUCCAUCCUCCGCGCCACCACAGAGAGCCACUAGGGGGCAGCACCUGCCCGUAA